Molecule: messenger RNA, 2115 nt
Organism: Eutrema salsugineum
Lineage: Eukaryota; Viridiplantae; Streptophyta; Magnoliopsida; Brassicales; Brassicaceae
Product: pentatricopeptide repeat-containing protein At1g03560, mitochondrial
Exons: 1
Coding region: 19-2004 (661 amino acids)
Molecular function (GO): protein binding
Source: RefSeq, a predicted model, not a curated record
AGCCUGAGGAAAUUACCGAUGCGACGACUUUCCCGGAAGCCCUUUUCUGUUGCUGUCCUGAACCGGCCGCGUAGUUCUUCACAGUGUUUCUGUCUAUACAAAAAUGGUGGCUUUUUGUCGGAUGAUUCAGAGCGCUUGCCUUUGUCAAGCUCGGGGACGAUUGUUAGAUGUGUGUUCAGUAGCAGUUCGCUCCCUCCUCCCGAAUGGAUAGAACCCUUUAACGAUGUCUCCGAUUUGGUGAAAUCAACUGGUAAUCUCCAGCCAUCUCCAUGGGUAAGCCAAAUUCUCAACCUCCUAGAUGGCUCGGAUUCCAUGGAAUCGAAUCUGGACGGUUUCUGCCGUAAGUUCCUUAUAAAGCUAUCGCCCAAUUUUGUUGCGUUUGUGUUGAAAUCCGAUGAGAUUCGCGAAAUACCCGGUGUUGCUUGGCGUUUCUUCUGUUGGGCUGGUAAGCAGAAGAAGUAUACGCAUAAGCUCGAGUGUUAUGUCUCCUUGGUUGAUGUUUUGGCUCUGGCGAAAGAUGUGGACAGGAUUAGGUUUGUCUGUAGUGAAAUCAGGAGAUUUGAGUUUCCUAUGAAUGUUUCUGCGGCGAAUUCUUUGAUUAAGAGUUUUGGAAAGCUUGGAAUGGUGGAGGAAUUGUUGUGGGUUUGGCGCAAAAUGAAAGAGAAUGGGAUUGAGCCUACUUUGUAUACUUAUAACUUCUUGAUGAACGGAUUAGUGAGCUCGAUGUUCAUUGAUUCCGCAGAGCGUGUUUUCGAGGUUAUGGAAGGUGGCAGGAUCAAACCAGAUGUUGUGACGUAUAACACUAUGAUCAAGGGUUACUGUAAAGCAGGGCAGACACAGAAAGCUAUGGAGAAGCUUAGAGAUUUGGAGACGAGAGGCCUUGAGGCUGAUAAGAUUACGUAUAUGACAAUGAUCCAGGCAUGUUAUGCAGAUAGCGACUUUAGUUCUUGCGUGGCUUUGUAUCAAGAAAUGGAUGAGAAGGGGAUUCAAGUCCCGCCUCAUGCGUUUAGUCUAGUGAUUGGAGGACUUUGCAAGGAAGGGAAGUUGAAUGAAGGGCAUGCUGUUUUCGAGAACAUGGUCCGUAAAGGGUCUAAACCAAACGUAGCUAUAUACACUGUUUUGAUAGAUGGUUAUGCGAAAUACGGAAGUGUUGAGGACGCGAUAGGGCUUUUACAGAGGAUGAUAAACGAAGGGUUUGAACCUGACGUGGUAACUUAUUCAGUUGUUGUUAAUGGUUUGUGUAAAAAUGGCAGAGUGGAAGAGGCGUUGCACUGUUUCGACACUUGCCGGUUUAAAGGUUUGGCUAUCAAUUCGAUGUUUUAUUCCAGUCUUAUUGACGGUUUAGGAAAAGCGGGUCGAGUAGACGAAGCAGAGAGGCUUUUCGAAGAGAUGUCUGAAAAGGGAUGCACUAGGGAUUCAUAUUGUUACAAUGCACUGAUCGAUGCGUUCACAAAGUCUGGAAAAGUCGAUGAAGCGUUGGGGCUGUUUAAGAGAAUGGAGGAAGAAGAAGGUUGUGAUCAAACGGUAUAUACAUACACGAUACUCAUAAGCGGAAUGUUUAAAGAACAUAGAAACGAAGAGGCGUUAGAGCUUUGGGACAUGAUGAUCGACAAAGGUAUUACACCGACCGCAGCUUGCUUCAGGGCUUUAUCGACUGGGCUUUGUUUGUCGGGAAAAGUGGCAAGAGCGUGUAAGAUAUUGGAUGAGUUAGCUCCAAUGGGUGUGAUUCUCGACGCAGCUUGUGAAGAUAUGAUCAAUACACUGUGUAAAGCUGGUCGGAUUAAGGAAGCCUGUAAAUUGGCUGAUGGGAUUACUGAGAGAGGAAGAGAAGUGCCUGGGAGGAUCCGUACUGUUAUGAUCAAUGCUUUGAGGAAAGUGGGAAAAUCAGAUUUAGCUAUGAAGUUAAUGCAUAGCAAAAUUGGGAUUGGUUAUGAGAGGAUGGGUAGUGUUAAAAGGCGUGUCAAGUUUAGGACUUUACUUGAAAACUUUGAUCCUGACUUUUAAAGCCUUUAAUUAUUUGUUUGCGUUUCAGUUUAACGCUUAUGAGAGGAUGUGUAGUGUUAAAAGGCCUGUCAAGUUCAGGACUUUAUUUUAAAACGUUGACCUUUAAUUGUU